Molecule: messenger RNA, 420 nt
Organism: Haliotis rubra (blacklip abalone)
Lineage: Eukaryota; Metazoa; Mollusca; Gastropoda; Lepetellida; Haliotidae
Product: innexin unc-9-like
Exons: 2
Coding region: 1-420 (139 amino acids)
Cellular component (GO): gap junction; plasma membrane
Molecular function (GO): gap junction channel activity
Source: RefSeq, a predicted model, not a curated record
AUGGAAGAAACUGUGGAGUCAAUGAAAGGUGUACAACUGAACAAUGCUGAUAAUAGUCAGGCCAUGUUCAGUGAUGCAGCCCGAGUGCAGAAUUCUCACAGGUAUAGAAUUCAGUGCACUCUACCAAUCACCGAAAUCUAUGAGAAGAUGUUCACAUUCUUGUGGUACUGGAUCUUCCUCCUGGCUAUCAUCACCAUCCUUAACCUUGUCCUGUGGGCAGGAUUUCUCUUCCUUCCAUUCCUAAGAGAUGGUAGGAUUGCUGCCCAUGUCACCGCUGCCAAAGGAUCUCGCCCUGAUGAACACUCUAUAACUCGAUUCAUCAGCAAUUUCCUGGGAAUUGAUGGAGUACUUGUCUUGUCCAUGAUCUCCUGGAAUUCCAGCGAGCUGGUUUCAGCGAAGCUGACCAAACAUUUGUACUAA